Pseudonaja textilis is the source of this 3185-nucleotide messenger RNA. The record is from RefSeq and is a predicted model, not a curated record. Lineage: Eukaryota; Metazoa; Chordata; Lepidosauria; Squamata; Elapidae.
AGAUCCAGAAAACCAAGCUAGGAAGUAUUUUCCUGACCUGGGCAGCUCUUCGGAUCUUCUUGCUACUGUGGGUUGUGAAGAGAUUUUUGGCUAACUGGAUCUUUCACCUGCUGGUCUAACACCAAAGGUUGGAAAUGCUGUGAAGACAACAAUUCCUUGGAAGAAAAAACUGGGAAAUAGUGUACCAAGGCAGGAUUUAAACUUAUUCUGCAGAAAGGCAGGUUGCGCCAUGGGAAGCAAAGGAUCUGUAUUAUGCUGGUAAUGAGUUACAAGAAGAGUGAUUGCUUGGCUACCUGAGAUGCAGUUACUUGCCUUAGUGCUGUUCCUAACUCACUUGAUUUCUGCCUGCUUCCCCCUUGCAAACUCGCUGAACUCUGUCAGUUGCUCACCGGGCCUGGGCUGUCAGCUAAAAAAGAAGGAUCCUCCGUGCAUACCUAGUGAACCCAGAUCAGAUCCAGAACUAGAUCCAAUCCUAAGGCUGAUUCAGAUGAACCCAAGGAACACUCUUUGGUGCCCGGAGGAGGGAGACUGCAUUCCUUGCGUGCAAGUGAUGUUAACUCUUGGAUUACUGGGGCCAUCUGCAUUGGGUGCCAAACAAGAUGGAGGAGCCAACAAGAUCAGAGAGCAGCCCAAGGGACACCCUAAGAAAAUCCCACGAACACACAUUUUUCUCAUGGCUGAGACAUAUUCUUCUCUUUCUCGUUGUGUUGAAGUGGAGGUUUGGCUUCCCUACGAUUGGGAAAGUCAAAAUAAUUCCUUGGGGUCCCUGCAGUACAACUGCUUCCCAAUAGCUCUCAGUGGGGAAUUGCAUCUCAGAGUCUUUAUGAGGCCUCACUAUCAUUCUACAGGUGUGUUACAAGUCAUGCACCAUGGACCAGACUGUACCUGGCCCAAAGCCACAGAUGCCAUUCACCUGUGUCAAGUCCCAAGAUUAGCCACUUCUGUGGGGCUACAGUCGGCAAUUCUACAUGUGCAAAACGUCCCUAAAGGACUGCAUUUCAAACUCUGGCUGUAUCUGAAUCGGACCGACGGAUUGCAAGGUCUUGAUCAGGGGACUCCCAAGUUGCUGACUGGAUCGGAGAAUGUGAGUUUACCAAUCUCGCAGGUGUUUCCUUGUCUCUGCUUUCAGGUCUGGCCCAAGAUUGAAGACCAAGCUGACACACCUCGAACGCAUCUCUGUCCCUUUGUAAAUGACCGAGCAGCUUUGGCCAGGGCCUGGGCACACAGCCGCUUGGAAGUUCACCCUUCUCGUGAGAGUUUGAGCUGCUUGGUUUCUGCUCCAUGUGACCUGCAAGGAGAGCUGGUUCCCUGUUGGCGGAUGGAAGAGCUUGCCUGCCACCCUCUGCAUCCCCACCUGCAUCUGGCCCUCAUUCCAAAUGAACCACAAGAGUUCCCAAGAUUGAGACCUCAUCCUAACCUCUGUGUGCAGGUAAGAAGGAAUGGAAGCACCUACCUCCAAAGCUGCCUGCAGGAUGAUGUCCCAAAAAGUCAGCAAUACCUACUGUUUCAGGAGAUUCGGGAUACCCAGGGAAAUCUGUUAGUUCAAAUUAUGGAGCAAGGCACCUGGGUCUCCCCUGCUCAAGUCUCCAAUACAGUAAGAAGAAGGAGGUUGGAGGAAGACCUGAGGAAGAGUAUGCAGUUAGGGAAAUGCACAGAGGUGUGGCAAGAAGAAGGGACCAAUGCUACUAUAUUCUGGGCAUGUUCAGUGGAGCAUUAUCCCCGGACCUACUGGGUACUGAUCUGGUUGGUCACCCUCCUAGGUAGCUGCUGUGUUCUACUCAUGCUCCUGUUCAAGAAAGAAGCUGUAAAAGGCUGGUUCAAGAUCCUGAAAGAAGAUUACAGUUCCAGAGGAAUGCUUCAGGGACGACAGGUCCUCAUUCUCUACUCUCCAGAUCAUGAAGGUUAUGAGCGUGUGGUGGGCGUCCUGGCAGAUGCACUGACUCAGCUGCAAGCAUCUGUAUCCCUGGAGUUGUGGAGCCGUGGGGAGUUGGGGUCUCUGGGGCCCAUGCAGUGGUUCCAUGCACAGCGACAUUUGGUCCUUCAAGAAGGCGGAGUUAUUGUGCUGCUGUUUUCCCAUGGUGCCGUGGCCAGUUGUGCAGAGUGGCUGGGCUGGAAACAAAACUUCCUUCGGUCCGCCGUCAAACCAGACAGCACAUUCUUGGCUUCCCUCAACUGCGUCCUGCCUGAUUUCCUAGCUGGUGAGGCCAGGGCCACCUACAUUGUCAGCUGUUUUGAGGAGCUCCUUCCAGUCAGUGAAAUCCCUGAGCUCUUCUGUUCAGUACCUGUCUAUCCUCUGCCCUCUCAGCUCUUUAGCUUCCUGCUGGACCUGGCUGGCCCCAGGGUAGGACACCAACAGAGGAUCAGCCUCAAGAGACAUGCAGGGUGCAUCCGCAAAAGCCUGGAACAGGCAGCACAUGAAUGCCAGCAAAAGUACCCCAGCUAGCAGAACCUGUAAUUGUUGCUUUCCCAGCUGGAGGAUAGAAAGAGAGAAUGCAUUCUGUCACCAUCCUUGAGGAAUAAGAUUUUCAGAAGUGAGCUGGUCAAAGUACAUCUGAAUGUACUGACCUAAAAUGUCUAUACUAGUUUUCCCAACAAGUCAGAAUGGCUGGUCUGUUUCUGUAAUUUGGAAAGAGACCUGUGAUGGUGUAAUAAGACUGGAUCAUGGAUGGGAACUUGUUUUGCAUAGCGGUUCAAGUGAGAUUCAAGUACCUAUUCAAAGUGGAAUGGUAGAGAUAAGGAGAUUGUCAUCGUAUUACAGAAUGGUAACCAGCCAAUAAUAUGAAGAGAGGCCAUCAGUAGAUCCAGAACAGACGAUCUCCAAAGGUGUGGGCCUCUCACCUUCACGCCUUGCUUUGCGCUCCCUUGAAGCAACUGCUUGGCCAGCAAAAUGCAAUGAUGACAAAACCUAGAAAUACUCAAAUUAGAGUGGUGCAGAGCGCUUCAUGAAAUUAGCUGCUCGGAGCAUCAAGGGAGCCAUGUCCUGCAAAGUCCCAGCGUGGCUUGGUUUUGAUGGAAAGAUCUUCAGGGUAGGCAUUUGUAUUUCAGAAAGUUAGGAAAACAUCUCAGAACGGUGACACUGAACAUACAGCUACCUCAGCAAGUUUGGAAGGAUGUGUUUAUUGGUUUCCAGAAAGUUCCUUCAGAUGGUUCGCACAGCCUUUAAUUAAAAAUGAAAAGGGCUUUGA